AUGGUGCUGCGAUUAACAACAUGGAACGUAAACGGGAUAAGGAACCCGUUUUCAUACGAACCAUGGAGGGGAAACCGGACGUUUGGAACAAUGUUUGAUAUCCUGGAGGCAGAUAUUGUGGUUUUCCAGGAAGCAAAGAUCCAACGGAAAGAUUUGCAAGACGAUAUGGUUCUUGUGUCAGGUUGGGACUGCUAUUUUAGUCUCCCAAGGCAAAAGAAAGGCUAUUCCGGGGUUGUAAUAUAUACCCGCAGUUCGAAGUGUUCUGCUAUCCGGGCUGAAGAAGGUGUAACAGGCGCACUCUGUCCACCAAGCUCCAAAACCCCCUUUCGCCAGUUAUCUGCUUCUGAGCAGAUUGGCGGCUAUCCCUCUAUUGAACAGAUGGAGGAGUUAUCCGAAGUAGACCCUAUUAUUGUCGAUUCUGAAGGGCGAUGUUUGAUCCUCGAGUUUCCUGCUUUCGUGUUGAUAGGAGUUUACUGCCCUGCGGAUCGAGACGAAACCCGAGACGAUUUUAGGCUUGGUUUUUUUAAUUUACUUGAAGUCCGAGUGAGAAACCUUGUCAAGAUGGGAAAGCGAGUCAUUUUGGCAGGUGAUCUCAAUACCUGUGCCGGCCCCAUUGACUCAGCUCCAGCUCUAGAAAGGAUUAGAAAAGGCACUGAAACUGAAGAAGAGUACCUAUCUUAUCCUGCUAGACUCAUUUUCAAUAGGCUGGUGCGGCCUGUGGGCUCAACCGCGGAUACACAUGAUACCGAGACACCCCCCGUUCUGCGAGACCUCUGUAGGGAAUUUCACCCUGGCCGGACUGGUAUGUAUACAUGCUGGAACCAAAAGGUAAAUGCUCGACCAGGCAACUAUGGAUCCAGGAUCGAUUAUAUUCUGUGUAGUGACAAUAUCAGGUCCUGGUUUGUUGAGUCUAACAUUCAAGAGGGGCUCAUGGGCUCGGACCAUUGUCCUGUUUAUGCAUCUAUAAGUGAUAGGGUCCACCUUGACGGGAAGGAUGUUCACAUUUUGGACAUCAUGAAUCCCAAGGGAACAUUCGAAGACGGGGUAGAACAGCCUCGCUCCAACAAGAUAACCCCUUUAGCACUAUCAGGAAAAUUGAUACCAGAGUUUGACCGCCGAAGAAAUAUCAAGGAUAUGUUCCGAAAUCAUUCCCUGUCUCGGAACAAUAGCGAAGUAAAGGUGUCAACGACAACUGAUACUCAGACUGGAUCGGAAAUUCCUGGACCGGCCUCGCAGACCAAGAGUACCCUAGAAACGAAAGGUGCACCAGUGACAAUAAACCCUCCUCCCAAGAGAUCACACAGCAAAGGAGCUCAGGCUCCCCCAUCUAAGAGACUAAAACCAAAGGGCCGACCAGCUGGCGCUCGAAGCAAUGGUCAACAAACUCUUGCUGGGUUUUUCAAGUCCGAAAGGACCAGUCGUGCCGUCAGCGAGGAGAAUGCUACGGCUUCUAGUGACUCGCCACAGGAAGCCCCAGCUGAAGUCAAAAUAACUCCCGCCAGUGACUUGGCAUCUACGGCGGAGAAAAAUGAUCCAGUUCCAACUGGAGUGAUGGCCUCACCCGACAAUUCAGUUGUUCCUUCAUGUAGCCCAACGGAAUCGUGGUCAAAGGUUUUUACAAGGAAGCCAGUUCCAAAGUGUGAGGGCCACCAUGAGGAUUGCAUCUCUCUUGUCACCAAAAAACCAGGAAUAAAUUGUGGACGAUCAUUUUGGAUAUGUCCGAGGCCGCUUGGUCCGAGUGGUGAUAAAGAGUCGGGAACUCCAUGGCGUUGUCCAACUUUCAUUUGGAGCAGUGAUUGGAGGUCAAGCUGA
This is a messenger RNA of Trichophyton rubrum CBS 118892, 1812 nucleotides long. RefSeq lists its product as uncharacterized. Gene Ontology annotation, cellular component: nucleus. The record is from RefSeq and is a predicted model, not a curated record. The transcript is spliced from 6 exons. Lineage: Eukaryota; Fungi; Ascomycota; Eurotiomycetes; Onygenales; Arthrodermataceae. Bases 1 to 1812 code for a protein of 603 amino acids. Gene Ontology annotation, biological process: base-excision repair. Gene Ontology annotation, molecular function: DNA binding; endonuclease activity; phosphoric diester hydrolase activity.